Molecule: messenger RNA, 5970 nt
Organism: Phytophthora infestans T30-4
Lineage: Eukaryota; Oomycota; Peronosporomycetes; Peronosporales; Peronosporaceae
Product: Voltage-gated Ion Channel (VIC) Superfamily
Exons: 5
Coding region: 1-5970 (1989 amino acids)
Biological process (GO): potassium ion transport; transmembrane transport
Cellular component (GO): membrane
Molecular function (GO): voltage-gated potassium channel activity; protein-containing complex binding
Source: RefSeq, a predicted model, not a curated record
AUGACGGCGACUGCAGGUUCACAUAGUCGUAGACGCGGCGUCGGCUGGAGGCUGCCAGGCUCUGUGUUUCGUAUCCACUGGGAUGCGGUGCGCCUGUUAUCGAUCGUCUUCAUUGCGUUCGAGGUGCCGUACUUUUCCGUUUUCAUCUCGAUGACCGACGAGCAGCAAAUGUUCGUGGAGCAGCCUGAGUUUGGGUUGAGAUACUCCCUCGCGUUGGUGAUUGAAGUGCUUUUCGGCGUGGAUCUCGUGUUGCGAUCGCGUCAUUUCGCGCACUUGGACCCUAUCGUGAUGCUCCCAGUGGAAGACCCGCAGCUCAUUUUCUCUGCCUACAAAGCGAAUGGAUUCUAUCCCGAUCUAAUCGCGUGGCUGCCAGUGGGGGUGAUCUUAGAGUCUUUAGCUACGGCAUCAGACCAGAAAUACUCGUGGAUGCUUCGCUUACUUCGACUUCUACGAGUGCGGAAGGUCCCGGAGCUACUGUGGAAUAUCUGCGACUACUACAGCAUCAGCUCGAAGGCCCACCUUGUCAUUUCUUUACUACUAGGAGUCACGUUCAUGCUCCAUGUUGUUGGGUGUGUGUGGUUUGAGAUGGCCUGGAUGUCGGAAAUUGGAACUGCGAAGCAUGCGGAUAAAGGCGUGCUAACGGAAUUGUCACGCCCGGAAUGUUUAAAACACUCAGCACUGUUCGACAACUGCUCGUGGGUAACAUUCGACUGCUACGCUCAUAUCGGUGGCGAUUUCCCAGCCGAGAAUCCAGAUUCCAUGUAUCAGGCCUCAUUCGCGUAUAUGCGCUCCGUGUACUGGGCCAUUGUGACGUUGACGGCCGUUGGCUAUGGUGACAUUGUCGCGUAUUCGACUGCAGAGAGUUUCUUCGCCGCGUUCUGGAUAUUUGUCGGCGGGAUCAUCAAUUUUGGAGUCGUGGGGGCCAUGUCGAGUACUAUUUCCAAUGCCAUGGCGCCUCACCAUCAUCAUAUGGAGAAGCUUAACUCGCUGAACAGCGUGCUGGAGCGCCUGGACAUCUCCGAGAAACUCAGCGCCGAGAUUCGUCGCUUUUACCACCACGCUUUUACUGGACGCAAGCAAGCCUACGAGUCGCAGUUACUCUCGCAUUUACCCGAUCAACUCUGCUACGAAAUAUCGUCUUUACUGCACUCGGAAUCGGUGAAAAGUGUGGCGCUCUUCGACUCGGCCAGCAUCGAGUUUCUAAAGGAAGUGACAGGUAAAUUUCGUCAUCGGAUCUAUCAGAACGGCGACUCGAUUUGUCUGGAGGGGGAUGUCUGUCGAGAAUUCUUCGUGCUAUUGCAUGGCAGUAAAGUCAACGUGUUCUUCAGGUCUAGAAAGGUGCCGAUUCGUGGUCUUCAUGAAGGCGACAGCUUUGGCGUUCUGGCUUUCUUGCUGCGACGCCCCCACCCCGCUACCCUCACGGCCGCCUCGCUAGUGCACGCUUCGGUCAUGACUCGUGAACAAUUCGACGUCGUCCAACGCAAAUUCGACGACGAUCUUAAGGAUAUGAAGGAAGAAGCACAAACGCUCUGGACCGAACAGCAGAAGAACAUGCGACGUAUUGUGCGCAACCUCGAGAAGCUCAAGCUUCAGCCACACAUAAUGUCGACGUCAACUCUUCUCUGGAAGACAAUCGUCGUGCUGUGCAACGUGUACAACACCAUCUUCGUCAUCGUCCGCAUCUGUUUCCACUCGCAUCUUCACUUUUCAAGUGGGGCGAAUGCUGCUGUUUGGAUCGCCGACAUUUGUUGCGAUAUUUGCUUUGCGCUGGAUAUUUACCUUCGGCUUUACUACUUCGAGUGCCCUGAUGUCGGUUUGGAGAAUCUCGUCGAGCGGAAAGAGAUGGACAAGCAGUACCGUCGGAGUAUGACACUCAAGUGGGACAUGUUAGCGUCAGUGCCAAUCUACGCGCCAUUUGCUAGCGGAUCGCUGGUUGCCAGUCUGUGCAGACUGCCACGUCUUGUCCGCUGUGUCGAUUUGUGGUCAUAUCUGGAUGAUGCCAUCAUUCUGAUCCAGCAGCACUUCGCGUCUCACAGUGUAUCGGCGUAUCUGAGUCCUCUGAAGCUCAUGAUCAUCUUGGUGCUGGUGGCCCACUACGUAGGCUGCAUCUUCUUCUGGAUCUCAGAGCAUGAGUGUGAGCACGUUCAAAAGUGCUGGGUCAAAAAUGACCAUAUGCUGCACCAGUACCACCACUCGGUGUUGAUGCUGUACGCAAAGUCUUUUUACUGGGCUAUCACGACGUUACUGCUGGUGGGGUCUCGUGAGAGUGUUCCUCGUGACACGGCUGGCACGGUAUGGACGGGCUUGACGUGUUUGCUAUGCACAUUUAUCAUUGGACACGUCGUGGGAGAAAUAUCCGAACUGAUCCUCGAGCUUGGGAAAGAAGUAAAGCACUACAAGAGUCGAAUCACGAGCUUCGAUGGCUUUGCGAAGGAGCACGAACUGUCUGAUGGCCUACGGAAACGCGUUGGGUUUUUCUUUCGAGAGCAAUUCGAGCAUUCCAAAGGAUCCGACUUGCACCACACAGUACAUGACCUGUCGGCUAAUCUACGGCUCAAACUCAUGCUCGAAAUCUACGGCGACUCCAUCAAGUUACUGCCAAUCAGUCGCUUCCUCACGUCGGCGCAAAUCAACAAUCUAGCCAUUCGACUGAAGUCCGAAAUCUUCAUCCCAGGCGAUAACAUUCUAGUCGAGGGCACGUUCGGGAGUCGGCUGUGUACGCUUCGUAGAGGAAUAGCUGCCGCCUUCUGGACCCACUCGGCUACAAGUGUAGCUAUCCUGAUGGAGGGCGCGCUGUUUGGUGAAGUUGCGUUCUUUCUGUCGGGUCAACGGAGACUUGCAACUGUGCGUGCGACAACUGCGUGUGAAGUGCUGUUUGUCUCGAAACACGAUUGGCAGGAAUUGUGGACUUCCACUGGCGAUAUGUCGGAUCUUCAGAUCCAGAAACAUGCACAGCACGCCAUAUUCCACUGGGUUCGCGUUCGUCUGCUGCGCUAUCAACGAGCUAGUCUGCAUGCUGCUAGUAAAGCCAAACGUCUGCUAUCUUCUCGUCACUCGCUGCACUCGACGGCCGCAGCUGCUGCAGGGACCGCAAAAGCGAAAACCAGAUUAUCUGCUGUGCUACUGAACCACAGAGAGAGCACCUCUGAAAUGCAAAUUCUGGAGAGGAAAACGAAAUAUCUCCAAGCCAAAACUGACAAGUGUGCCAAACAAUUCCAUCCAGCGAUUGAAGCUUUGCACACUCCUCGACGAACUUCUUCAAUAAUGUCAGCAAGAAGCCUUCGCAGUAGCGUCUCGCACAGUCGAAGUCGAGGGAACUCCAGUGGGGUAUCAGGAGUUUAUCGGAGCAUGGUAGGCGACACAGCUGUGCCUCUCGCUCGGAGCAACAGUGUGACCACACUAGACAUUCGCUUAGUGCAGUUUAUGAUUGACACCAAUCCGAUCAACAAGUAUGUGCGCGAUGUUCUCUCGGACGAGCAUGUGCGAGGGAUUGAGAAGGAGUGCUGGACGCGUUGCAAGCUUCUUGCAGUGGCUCAAUACGGGGUCAGUAGACUGCUAGAGGAGCUCGCGCCAAGCGACACGAUCUUCACACAAUCGUCCACCCAGGAGUCCCGCGACGUACCACAAUCCGAUCAAACUGCGAGACUUUCGAGGAUGGUGCGUUGUCACUCGUUGCCGCAGUUUGGACGCGAGUUCUUCGAUGAAAUGCGUCGCAAUGACACCAGCUACUUGGCAGUGAACAAUACGCAGCUAGGAUUUGACUUUGAGACGCUCCAGCGCUCGCAGCGGCCUCAGCAUUCAAUGCAGCUACAAUUGCUCCAACGAUACCGAGCGUGGAAGGACCGCAAGCAAGCCACAGUUUCACCCGAGCAUCAGCACAUGAGCUCUCCUCGCAUUCUGAGUGAUGCCAUACCACGAACAGCUUCGACGCUGACCGACAGAUCAGCUGCAAUGGGAUCUCGACUCCAACUGGCGAGUCAGCAAGCUCUCCACAUGGCCAAAACUGAACUCAAGGCGAAGAAAUUCAUUAGAGAUGUCCAGCUAAUGGCGAGAUUGUGGGAUCUGGCGAUGCUCAUCGUAGCAGUUUACCACUCAAUUAUCACACCUUUCAAGGUGUGCUUCUCGCCCGACCUUGCUGAGUUAUCCGAUGCUGCUCUGCGUGGAUGGUCAGGAUUCGAGAUUUUCAUGGACUUACUGUGCUUAUUUGACGUGGGCUACAAACUCUGGUAUAGCUCCACGACACGAGAAAGUGGCGUCUCUGCAGUGGCAAGCUCACGGCAGCCAGGAAUUCGACGAGCACUGACGUCAAAUCCAGCGUUACGAACCUAUAUUGCUGCAAUGCUGCCGCUCGAACUGCUUUUAUUCGGUACCGAUGUACGAAUGCCUCUAGCUCGCGCAGAAGCGACUCGUGUUUCCUGGUGGACCUCUCGAUGGAUUUUACGGAUGAAUCGGGUGCUUCUCGCCAGUCGUAUUGAACUUCUAACGGAGCAGCUUUUCCAGUUUCUGAUCUAUGACCGCAAGGCGCAGGUCGACGAGGAAGUUCUCUACUUCCUCAAGAGACUGUUAUCCUAUCUGACUAUGGGACAUUUGCUAGCUUGUAUGUGGUAUCUCACGAGCUACGUGGGCUUCCAUCGUUAUGGGACGUCGUGGCUCGCGACAUCGGGCAUGUUAACGUACAUCAAAGAGGCUGAACACGCCGAAGAAACCGAGCGAAGGCUUAGCGAAGCGGUCGGUUCCUUUUCACUCGAGGCCAUCUCUGUGUCUCGUAAGUAUCUUCGCUCCUUGCUCUUCUCGAUGGAGUGCAUUUCCACGCUCUUCUACGGCGACAUUCUCUCCAUGAACCCUUUGGAGUUGGUAGCGGAAAUCGCGAUCACACUUUGGGCCAUUUACAUCUACGGCGCGCUGGUCGGUGCACAGGGAGAACUCUUGGAUGCACGUGCUAAGCGCGAGGCUGCGUUUGAGCAAACGCUAGGAGAGCUGCAUCAUUAUCUGGUCCACAACGACGUGCCCAAGGCGAUUAAGCGACAGAUCAAGGUUUACUAUGCGCGUCUGUGGGCUCGUCGUAAGGGAGAAGCUGAGUUUGCUGCGGUAGCUCACGUCUCUCGGUCUCUGUAUAAAGACGUCGUGAUGGCUACAUUGCGUGGCUUCGCAGGGCAGGUGGCAGCAUUCCGAGGACUGGACGAUCAGUUUCUGCGUGCCUUACUUGUCUGCCUGCACUACGUCGUGUGCUCUGCAAGAGAGGAGGUUUUCGUGCUCGGGGAUAUGGAUCGCAGCAUGUAUUUCAUUGCACAAGGGCGAGUUGCAGUCAAAAUGGGCAGCAGUGAAACGAUUCGUGAACAUGGCGAGUUCUUCGGGGAGCUGGCGCUUUUGUACGGGAUUUCUCGAUUAGAAACGUGUGCGGCAGUGACAGUAACGGAGAUGUAUCGGUUAGAUCACGAGCCCUACGAGCGUCUACUGCUCGAGUUCCCAGAGUAUCGAGCGCGGAAUAAACUGUCGUGGACCACCAUCUCCACUGGCUCGAGCAAGGAACGCUCCAUCAUCGAGGAGGCUUUACGCUGCUUUAAACAAUUACCGACGCUAUUGAACAGGGAGAGCAUCGCGGUUAACGCUGAGCGAAUCGACGCUCAAUUGCCACAGUCGUAUAUCUACCGCUCCGCCAUGGAUUUGUUGUCGAGGCUUAACAAGGUGGACCCGUUGGAGGCCAAGGAUUUGUAUCUCAAAAGUCGAUAUGGUGCUCGCAGACAGCUCAAGACCGCACUGGGCAUUGCCACAGCACGACUGGAACAAGAGGAAGACGCCGUACGCAGCUUUCACAGCUCACCCCCAACACCACGGGAGAAGAGUUUGCACGAACACCACAGUGACAGUUUGAAACACAUGGAAGCGGUAGUGGAAGAACUAUCAAGGCCCACGGAACACCAGAGGACGGAAACUUUGAAGAAGCUGUUCGAGAGAGCUCUAGACAAGUAA